CGGGGCAGAAUGGCCGAACAAGCGGUGGCAGUUAAGACGGGAGCGCUUCAGCGAAUACUGACCUUUCUUGGUGUUCAUAGUCUGUUCGGCAGUGCGAUCGGCUACCUGGACACCACAAUCAGGUCGUUGUGGAUCCCCAGCUGGCUGCCGUCAUGGUGCCCCACCUCUGAGAACCAGCUGAAGAUGGCAGAGGACAGGAUGCUGCAAUGUGUUGACGGCAGUUUCUCCAGACAGUAUGUGCCUAUUUCUGGCGGCAACCUGCUGUGGACACUGACCUUUAACACUGAUGGUGUUAAAGGCAAAACCCCUGUGGUUCUGCUACAUGGGUUUGGGUGCGGUGUAGGUCUUUGGGCACACAACCUUUGUGCUCUCUCCCAGCGUCGGCCCGUCUACGCACUGGACCUGCUGGGCUUCGGCCAGAGCAGCAGGCCGCUGUUCUCCACUGAUGCCCAAGAGGCAGAAGAGCAGUUUGUGGAGUCCAUAGAGCAAUGGAGGGCUAAAGUCGGUUUGGAGGCCAUGAUCCUGCUGGGACACAACCUGGGAGGAUACCUGGCUGCGUCAUACUCUCUUAAAUAUCCUGGCAGAGUGAAGCACAUAAUCCUGGUGGAGCCCUGGGGUUUCCCUGAGCGUCCGGACACUGCAGACGAGGAUCGUCCCAUCCCGGUGUGGAUCAAAGCCCUGGGAGCCAUGCUUAGCCCCUUCAACCCCUUGGCUGGCCUGCGCCUUGUUGGACCAUUAGGUCCCACUCUGGUCCAGACCCUGAGACCAGACUUCAAGAGGAAGUUCUCCUCCAUGUUCAGCGACAACACCGUAUCAGAAUACAUCUACCACCUCAAUGUGCAAACACCCAGUGGGGAAACUGCAUUUAAGAAUAUGACCAUUCCCUACGGCUGGGCCAAGAGACCAAUGCUGCAGAGGAUCGGCCUCCUUCAGCCAGAGAUCCCCAUCACCAUCAUCUACGGUUCCCGCUCCAGCAUAGACGGACACUCAGGCAACACCAUCAAAGCCAUGAGGCCCAGCUCUCACGUUGAGAUCAUCGCUAUCCGAGGAGCUGGCCACUAUGUGUACGCUGACCAGCCGGACGACUUCAACCGCAGAGUCUUGCAAGUGUGUGAUCAAAUGGACUGAAGCAGACACAAACUGGGUUUCUCUACAAUGUCCAGACAGGCUCGCACCUACAGUACAACAGGUAUUGCUUUAGCAGCCGGCAUGAAACCAUACUGUACGAAUCCCAGUUUCUCACAGCUGGAGUGAUGGGUGUGUUUCCAUAAAACAUCUUCUAAGACAAGCACUAAUCUGAUUUUGACUCACAGUUCAUGUCCUCUUCAUAUUAGUCAUGUCACCUGACCACUGAUUCUCGGGACUCCUAUUCUCGGAAGCUUAGUAAACAGUGACCUGACAUCUCUGAUCAAGUCCCCUUCAGCUUCCUGUUUAACAAAAAGAUGAAGAGCCUGGACAUCAGCCCUCCUACACUGGUAAUCAGUGUGCAUAUGGGCCUGAAUCACAUGGCUCUUCCCUCUUGUGCAUGUGCAUCUGUGUACGAGUGUUGUCCGGGGUAUAAAGUCCUGACAGGGACUUCAAUAACACACACACACACACACACACACAGGUGAAACUCCAGCUGCUUUCAUUUAAUUAAUUGCCUUGUCCUUUGCUUCCUACUUAGAAUUAAUGGAGAGAGUAUGUUAUAUGGUUACAUCUCAGAAAGUGCCUUUUCCAAACACUGUGAAAUAAAGAGAGGAAGCAUUUUGAAAUUCAAAUAAUUAUUCUGUACAGAGACCCAGAGGACGACUGUGUAUAGUACAUUGUCAGUGUAUUGUCAGUAUAUGCCCUAUACUCGUUUAGUGGUUUGUUGUGGUAUCCUAAUUCCACAGAACAGAAAAUCAGAUAAUCAAAACAGAUAAUUAGAUAUAGAUUCAGAUCUGCAAAAGCAUUUUUUUAUGAUAUAAUAUUCCUCCAAAGGCUAAAUUGCUAUCAUAAAGAAUUAUAUUUCGAAUAUCCUUUUUCGAAAACAGAUUUUCCAUAUGAUUCCAUAUAUGUUUGCAGUAUUAUGAUGUUAAUGUUAAUGUUAAACUGAAACAGGAACAAACAGGAACACUGUCAGUGCAUGGUAUUACUUCAUACAAAAAGCUUAGUUUGCCGGAUGUACUUGCCAGUAGGUGUUUCCUGUUUAAUGGCUGUAUCCUGUUCGGUGCUUGCCUUGUGGUUUGUGGUUUUCCACAUGAUUAUGAUACAACCCAAAAGAAUACUCUCUAGUAUA
Myripristis murdjan (pinecone soldierfish) is the source of this 2260-nucleotide messenger RNA. RefSeq names its product abhydrolase domain containing 5, lysophosphatidic acid acyltransferase a (gene abhd5a). Gene Ontology annotation, biological process: lipid homeostasis; positive regulation of triglyceride catabolic process; negative regulation of triglyceride storage. Bases 10 to 1128 code for a protein of 372 amino acids. Gene Ontology annotation, cellular component: lipid droplet; mitochondrion. NCBI's taxonomy places the organism in Eukaryota, Metazoa, Chordata, Actinopteri, Holocentriformes, Holocentridae. The transcript is spliced from 8 exons. Gene Ontology annotation, molecular function: carboxylic ester hydrolase activity; lysophosphatidic acid acyltransferase activity. The record is from RefSeq and is a predicted model, not a curated record.